Python bivittatus (Burmese python) is the source of this 678-nucleotide messenger RNA. The record is from RefSeq and is a predicted model, not a curated record. NCBI's taxonomy places the organism in Eukaryota, Metazoa, Chordata, Lepidosauria, Squamata, Pythonidae.
AAGAACCUAUCAGAUAUUGAUAAGAAGCUGAAAGAAUCAGAACCUGUAUCUCAGACCCAAAGCAAGGGGAAAAGAAUAUUCAUUGAAGAAAUAGAAGAAUCAGAAGAGCAAGGGGGAAAUGAAGAAGAAUUUGAAAAUGGCUGUGGAGAUAGAAAAACUGCAGUGCUUGUGGGAAGGGAGAGCACAAGUGAGCAAGCUGAAAUGGGCAAUGUACAAAAGAAGUUCCAUAGUCGAGGAGGCAGCUGGAAACCAGAACAUAAAGAAGCACAGAAGCACAGAGACCCUUCCGAGAACAGCAUUAAAAAAGGCACAUCUGAGGAAAAGAUACACGAAUCUUUGCAGGAUGGUAAAAGUGAAAUAAAUGGCUACCUGAGCAACAGUAAAAAUGGAAAGGAAAUUGGGAAAGGAAAACCAAAGGAUGUAGAAUCAGCAGCAGCUGGAAUGAGCAGUUCUACUUUGCUUCCUCCUAAUGCUGCAAAACUGAAAACUGAAGGAAAUGAAUUAUUUAAGAACGGGCAAUUUGGAGAAGCUAUGCUGAAAUAUUCUAGAGCAAUCGAAAAUGUGCUCAGUUCAGGAAUCCAAACUCCAGAGGAUUUAAGUAUUUUGUAUUCAAACAGAGCUGCAUGUUACCUAAAAGAAGGGAAUUGUGCUGACUGUAUUCAGGAUUGUAACAGGUAA